Onychomys torridus (southern grasshopper mouse) is the source of this 518-nucleotide messenger RNA. It is a transcript of the gene Rps20, whose product is annotated as ribosomal protein S20. NCBI's taxonomy places the organism in Eukaryota, Metazoa, Chordata, Mammalia, Rodentia, Cricetidae. Gene Ontology annotation, cellular component: ribosome; cytosolic small ribosomal subunit. The record is from RefSeq and is a predicted model, not a curated record. The transcript is spliced from 4 exons. Gene Ontology annotation, molecular function: structural constituent of ribosome; RNA binding. Gene Ontology annotation, biological process: translation. Bases 124 to 483 code for a protein of 119 amino acids.
GGCGCGCUCCUUUCUGAGGCGUGGUGCUGCGUGCCGCGGAGCUCCGCCGGUCUGCUCCCGUCCUGACUCACCGCUGUUCGCUCCUGCUGAGGAACAAGUCGGUCAGGAAGCCGCGCCGCAGCCAUGGCUUUUAAAGAUACCGGAAAGACGCCCGUGGAGCCCGAGGUGGCGAUUCACCGAAUUCGAAUCACGCUCACCAGCCGCAACGUGAAGUCGCUGGAGAAGGUGUGUGCGGACUUGAUCAGAGGCGCAAAGGAAAAGAAUCUGAAGGUGAAAGGACCGGUGCGCAUGCCUACCAAGACACUGAGAAUCACUACAAGAAAAACACCUUGUGGUGAAGGUUCCAAGACGUGGGAUCGUUUCCAAAUGAGAAUCCACAAGCGACUCAUUGACUUACACAGUCCUUCCGAGAUCGUUAAACAGAUUACUUCCAUCAGUAUUGAGCCAGGAGUGGAGGUUGAAGUCACUAUUGCGGAUGCCUAAGUCAACUCUAAAUAAAUUGACUUGAUCACUUGUUA